Messenger RNA from Colletotrichum abscissum, 1365 nucleotides. RefSeq lists its product as uncharacterized. The record is from RefSeq and is a predicted model, not a curated record. Bases 1 to 1365 code for a protein of 454 amino acids. Lineage: Eukaryota; Fungi; Ascomycota; Sordariomycetes; Glomerellales; Glomerellaceae. The transcript has 2 exons.
AUGCCAACGGGUCGGCUACCUCCCGCUCCGACGCCGACAACAAUUGACACGCCAAACAAGAUAUUGGCAAAGUGGGAACCAGUCUACCCCCAGAAGACAGAGGCGCUACAGGGCUGGCGUAAGAAAGCCUCUCGAGAUGUUCGAGCCAAAACAUGGCACGGCAACACGGCACAGCGUCCAUCAACCUAUCGGCCACUCAGGGAGGCUUCCCCUUCUCGCAACGAGACAGAAGCACCAAGUCCCAAAAGCAAGUCUCCAAGGAAAGCGGUACCUCAUGACUUGGAGGACGAUAAACCGCCCAUACCUCCAAGGGCCCAAGCUCGUAUCGAUCGUUCGAGGAAGCAAUCAAAGGCGCCAAAGCUCGAAUCUUCAGCCCCUAAGGGGAUACGUAAGGAGUCUCAGCAAAACGUGUUUUCAGAUCAGGAAAACUUCCCACCAGGAGAUAAAGCCCUUCCUGUCAUAGCCAAAAGACCAGUGAAAGCCACCGUAUUAUCAGAGUCAGACGAGAACACGGUCGAAGUACAGGCUCAGGAGUCAUACAAGACCAAAAUCUCCACAGGAUCGAAACAGCCAGCUGGCGUUGUAGACAAGCCUCUCAGGGUUUCGAUCAGGCAGCCUGAACGCAAGGCUAAGGAAAAGGCCGCUCUUCUGAACAAGCCUACACAAACGGAUUUUGAGCAUCCGCCAAUUUUCCAAUCUGGGAGGAUGUUCAGAAGCCUACCGGGACCCGCAACAGAAGUGGAAAGAAGAGAACGGUCGGCUCAGACGAGUCGCGGAACUAUGACACCUAACCCUGCUCUACCGUCCACAUGGAAACUGACCUUGAGCUCAUCCUCGUCACUUGAGGUAGCCAUGGAAGCCGCUUCACGGGAAAUGGAGAUGCAAGAAGCCAGGCGAUCCAGGCAUGAGACACUCAGAGGACAAGACUCGGAGGCACAAGCUAUUCCCUACAUGGCUGCAGAAGCCGAACAUGACGAGCCACUUCCAGAGCCCGUUGACGAGGAGGCUCCCUUACCCUCAGCUGAACAACCCGAAGAGGGACGAGAACCGCUGCGAGGUAGUGAUAACUCGGACCCCAAGGAGCAGGACGACAAAGACAUUGAUGACAGAGAUGUUUUGCGAGGUCUCCACAUCGCCAUAUCGGCUGCUUGUAACGAAGAGGUCGACGCAUGGAUCCGACAAAAGACGGGUGUGCGCAUUCGUCGAUUCUUAGCAGACUUGAAGGCCUUUGAAACGCUGGGUGAAGAGGCCCAACCGGAUCCAGCCAAAGAGCGCGCGAGGAACAGGAGAGCCGACUCGAGGAAACUCAAGGCACAGAUUCGACAAUCUAAAGCUGCCAGGGAAGCAAGAGCAGCAGCACAGUGA